CAAUUAUAUCGCCCGAUAUAAUACACGGCUCUUCGGUGACGCGUCCUCUUUGCCGCGCAUCGCUCCUAAGCGUGAGAGGGCUCCCCCUUGGCAGGACGACCGGUUUUUCCUACGGAGAGACAAACACCUGUUGCCCGUGCAGUUCUACGUCCGGGUCUAAUAACGCUCGAAAAUGCCGGCGAACAAAUUGGCCCUCUUAAGCGUGUCCGACAAGACCGAUCUGUUACCGUUGGCGCUAAAGCUGCACGAACUUGGAUUGACCCUAAUUGCCUCCGGAGGUACCGCGCAGGCACUGAGAGACGCCAAGUUGCCGGUGCGAGAUGUUUCUGAAAUCACAGGAGCGCCUGAGAUGCUUGGCGGACGCGUAAAGACUCUUCAUCCUGCUGUUCACGCCGGGAUUCUCGCCAGGCUGACCGAUUCCGACGCGCAGGACCUUCAGAAGCAAAAUUACGAUCUUAUCCAAGUGGUAGUUUGCAAUCUCUAUCCCUUCGUGAAGACCGUUUCGAAACCGAACGUGGCGGCAGAGGACGCGAUUGAAAACAUUGAUAUUGGUGGUGUGACUUUGCUGCGCGCCGCUGCCAAGAAUCAUGCCAGAGUUACAGUUAUCUGUGACCCCGCUGAUUACAAAAAGGUCAUCAAAGAGAUGGACGCCGCUGCCGACAAGAACACCUCGUUGCAGACUAGGCAAAUUUUAGCCCUGAAAGCGUUCACUCACACCGCCGAGUACGACAACGCUAUCUCGGAUUACUUCCGCAAGCAAUACAGCGCCGGUGUCUCUCAGCUCACUCUCCGCUACGGCAUGAAUCCGCAUCAGAAGCCCGCGCAGAUAUUCACCACGCUGGAGAAGCUGCCGUUGGCCGUGCUGAACGGGUCACCUGGCUUCAUCAAUCUGUGCGACGCGCUGAACGGCUAUCAACUGGUGAAGGAAUUGAAGUCCGCCCUGAACUUACCAGCGGCGACCUCCUUCAAGCACGUCAGCCCGGCUGGCGCCGCGGUUGGCGUGCCCCUGGACAGCGUACAGGCGAAACUGUGCCAAGUGGAGGAUCUUCAAAGUCAGCUUACGCCGUUGGCGACCGCCUACGCUCGUGCACGAGGCGCCGAUCGAAUGUCAAGUUUCGGCGACUUCGUCGCAUUGUCCGAGCCGUGCGACGUUGUAACGGCGAAGAUCAUCUCGAGAGAAGUCUCGGACGGUAUUAUUGCACCUGGCUACUCGGAGGAGGCUCUUGAAAUACUGAAGAAGAAAAAGGGUGGCGCAUAUUGCGUGCUUCAAAUCGAUCCUUCUUAUGCGCCAUCUCCGAUGGAACGCAAAACUCUGUACGGCCUGGUUAUGGAGCAGAAACGUAACGACGCGGUGAUCGACAAGUCGGUGUUUAGCAAUGUCGUGGCGAUGAAGUCCAAGGGUCUGCCGGAAGACGCUAUUCGCGAUCUGAUCGUGGCCACCAUCACUGUAAAAUAUACGCAAAGCAAUUCUGUCUGUUAUGCCAAAGACGGGCAAGUGAUCGGCACGGGGGCCGGACAGCAGUCCAGAAUUCAUUGCACCAGGCUUGCUGGAGACAAGGCCGAUAAUUGGUGGCUUCGCCAGCACCCAAAGGUAACAGGAAUGAAGUUCAAGAAAGGCGUGAAAAGAGCGGAGAUCUCGAACGCGAUCGACAACUACGUCAACGGGUCCAUUGGCAAGGACAUGGACGAAGCUACAUGGGCCGCCAUGUACGAAGUGAUUCCUGAAAAACUGUCGGAGAGCGACAAGAUCGAGUGGAUCAAGAAAUUGAAUAACGUUGCUCUGAGCAGCGAUGCCUUUUUCCCAUUUAGAGACAAUGUGGACAGGGCUAGACUUAGCGGUGUCAAGUUCAUCGCGAGCCCCGCUGGUUCCACAAACGACGCAGCAGUGAUUGAUGCCUGCAACGAACACGGAAUCGUGCUGGCUCACACCGGUUUCCGAUUGUUCCAUCAUUGAAUGUAUAAAAUUUUAUACAUCGUCACUAUUUUUGUACGAUGUAUAAUACUGAGAGAUUUCUUCCAAUUAAUGCUUCAAUGUGAAAAGAGCGACAACAUAGAAGAUAUUUUUGUACCGCUUUUUUACUUCUAUUAAAUUUUACUGGCGCAGCUGCAUGUAAAAUAGACGUAAACGUUUGUACACAUAUAUUGUUAUAGCAGUGAUCUGUCGAAAAGUUUAUCCCAUACAUACCAUCGCAGAUUAAACAAUAAAUUUCGUAAAUUAUCGA
Messenger RNA from Vollenhovia emeryi, 2222 nucleotides. Its product is annotated as bifunctional purine biosynthesis protein PURH. The record is from RefSeq and is a predicted model, not a curated record. Gene Ontology annotation, molecular function: IMP cyclohydrolase activity; phosphoribosylaminoimidazolecarboxamide formyltransferase activity. The transcript has 7 exons. Bases 173 to 1954 code for a protein of 593 amino acids. Lineage: Eukaryota; Metazoa; Arthropoda; Insecta; Hymenoptera; Formicidae. Gene Ontology annotation, biological process: 'de novo' IMP biosynthetic process. Gene Ontology annotation, cellular component: cytosol.